GAAUUUUUUUUUCUUGUGCCAUCCUAUUUCGUUUAAUGGUACACAAAGUGACAAAAUUUUCACAUGAUAGUCCACAAUGAACUUUUGUCUUUUUAAAAGCAAACAACGCCAAUGUAGCCCUUUCUUGUAUUUUUUCCUCCUUUUUUCUCAAUUCACUACUCAUCUGCCAUGACUCUCAAUGAUCCAACGAGCACUCACUCUAAUCCGGUGAUUGUUCCUGACGCUAGCCUACUGGGAGAAGUGGCCCACUGCAGUGAUCUUGAUAUGCGCAACUUGUUAGAAUCACUGAAUCCCGAUCCUGUGGCGGAUAAAGAACUAUACGGUAUGCUACACUGCAUGCGACAAGGUCAAUCGAUCGACAAAGAUGCCUGUCAGAAACUUGUGACAGCUUCCAUGCUGCAUCAGACUCACCACCUCAACGAGCUCAUGAACACCAUGGGCGACUUUCAAAUUGAUCUUCGCUGAUUACAGAAAGCAGAGACUGGGCCUUUUUUCUGUUAUGACCACUUCACUUUCAUGUUUACAUUUGCACUAGAAACCUCUUGCAGGAGAUAUCACGAUCGCUAUAAUAAACCGUUUCCAAGAUAUAUGAAUAUGCACAAAAAGCCAAGAUAUUUCAGAAUGGUGUUGUUCCAACUUUAG
Messenger RNA from Radiomyces spectabilis, 642 nucleotides. RefSeq lists its product as uncharacterized. NCBI's taxonomy places the organism in Eukaryota, Fungi, Mucoromycota, Mucoromycetes, Mucorales, Radiomycetaceae. The record is from RefSeq and is a predicted model, not a curated record. The transcript is spliced from 2 exons. The coding region runs from base 169 to 465 and encodes 98 amino acids.